Diaporthe batatas is the source of this 1830-nucleotide messenger RNA. RefSeq lists its product as uncharacterized. Bases 1 to 1830 code for a protein of 609 amino acids. NCBI's taxonomy places the organism in Eukaryota, Fungi, Ascomycota, Sordariomycetes, Diaporthales, Diaporthaceae. The transcript is spliced from 3 exons. The record is from RefSeq and is a predicted model, not a curated record.
AUGCGAAAGAUAUUCGCCAGGGCUUUCACGGUCCUUGUGUAUCUCGGCCAGGAGUCAAUGGAGGAUGACAGUGGCGUCGCAAUGUCGUUGCUUGGACAACCUGAGCGACUGCGGGACUUCGAUGGGCUUACGUCCCACGAGAGAUCCAGUCUCACCAAUAUUUUUGCGAGGCCUUACUUUCGACGUAUGUGGAUAGUGCAAGAAGUGGCGCUGGCACCGACCCUCGAGUUGCACUGUGGCGCGGCGACGACCUACCUCUCAGCAUUUGCGAAGAAGCCCUUGGAAGCAAUAUUCGGUUCCGGAAUCGCACAUCCCCCAUGGCUCAAGCACUCCAGAUACUCAGCUGGCUUGACCCCAAAAACGCCUACAACCGCCAGCGUUUGUAAGGACGACCGCGAUAGAGUCUUUGCCCUCCUGAGUCUUUUACCCUUAAGCGAGGAAGAAUGGUUCAAGGCGGAUUACGGCUUGUCCACUGCGCAAGUCUAUACGGGAAUAGCGGCCUUUCUCGCCACCAACGGUUUAGAAGGGGCAGUGUUGAUCCUGGCUUCGCGCCUAGCUGUAGAAGGUGAUUCAGACCUUCCAUCUUGGGUCCCAAACUGGAAGAUGCUCGUCAAUGCUAGUAUGGAGGAUCCGAAGCUUUUUGAUCAUGUGGUUACGCGAAGUCAAGACUUUGGGCUGGUUGGGGUGCCUGGUGUCACCAGGUUUGGAGCCAUCACUGUCCGAGGCAAGAUUCUCGGACCUAUCACCGUUUCAGACCGCGACCUGUCCUAUAUGGCGGUCUCGCGAAAUUUCAUGCGGGAGCGUCACCAACUUGACACACAAUUUUGGCACGCAAAUUCUGUCCCUGGUGAACUGGACCAGUGUUUCACAAGCCAAUUCACGUGGACGUUCAUAAAGCCGGCUCAGUCCCCGUUUGACAAAUCUUGGGAAUGCCACAUUGAAUCCAGGCUGAAUUACAAGCCACCAAGCCAUGCGCAAUACCUUGCUGUUAUGCUUGAAAAUGAACAGAUAUAUCAUGCGACAGUCUUGAUCUUGAGGCAAGAUGACGGCUCUCAUGGCCAAUACACGCUAAUUGAAAUCGGAAUGCCCCUUGUGUGGGGGGUUAUUCCCAUGGAUCGGGCAUGGAUUGAUAAUGAGGGCUGGAUAGAAGGUUUGACACAGGAAGAUUAUAAAGAGAUUGAAGUGCAGGCAGGACUGGGCCAAAAUUGGUCCUUGGAUCACUUCUUAGGUCUCCUCGUCAAAGAUCCCUUGACGACUGGGCCGAUGGAAUGGCCUCACACGCAAAUUGACCGUGAACAAUCUUACGAGGAAACACCUGCAUUGCCGCUCCUUAUGCAAUGGGCGGCAGUCACCUACCGCUUCUUGCUGCUGCUGCGACCGCAGUCCCACUCCAACAUUCGUUGGCUGGCUCGCCGUCCGACCCCUCAUCCCAGUCAGGUCGAAGAUUUCUUUGCACGGGCUAUGUCCGUUGCCCAUUCCCAAGGAUCAGCUGCACCUCUCGCCACUAAUGGCCACGAAACUCGGGACUCAGAGCGAGCUGCCUUUCUGCUCCGAAAGAUUUUGCACCAGUUCUCGGAGUCAACGGAUCCACUGCGUGAACAAGAAAGGUGGAGCCCGUCGAUAAUACGACUUUACUGGAGCUGGGAGAAGUUCAACGCUUUUUUGAGAGAAGAAUUGUCCAGCUUGCGCUAUGUUCGACCGGAUAUAGAAAGUCUGCGAUCGUGCUUCAAGACCCCGAUGCCGGACUUUUAUCGCGCUGAUGCUCAUGAACUCCUAGUAGCGCAUGGGGUGGAUCUCAGAAACGAGUACACGGAAAUACGAAUCAAAUAA